This is a messenger RNA of Dujonia railenensis, 243 nucleotides long. NCBI's taxonomy places the organism in Eukaryota, Fungi, Ascomycota, Pichiomycetes, Serinales, Debaryomycetaceae. The record is from the annotation of a GenBank genome assembly.
AUGGCUACUGCUAUAGCAAAUAAGUCUGCUGCCACCAAGACCGAUCCAUCUAAAUUUUUAAGUGAUAUUAUUGGAAGUUCUGUGAGUGUCAAGCUUCACAAUGGUGUAGAAUACGUUGGCAAUUUACAGAGUAUAGAUGGGUACAUGAAUAUAGUGUUAGAUGAGACUAAAGAAUACGUUAGAGGUCAACCUCUGAAUAGAAGUUAUGGGGAUGUUUUCAUCAGAGGAAAUAACGGUAAGUAG